Ananas comosus (pineapple) is the source of this 1340-nucleotide messenger RNA. RefSeq names its product aspartic proteinase nepenthesin-1-like. The record is from RefSeq and is a predicted model, not a curated record. NCBI's taxonomy places the organism in Eukaryota, Viridiplantae, Streptophyta, Magnoliopsida, Poales, Bromeliaceae. Bases 1 to 1308 code for a protein of 435 amino acids. The transcript has a single exon. Gene Ontology annotation, cellular component: extracellular region.
AUGCGAAGAUCACCAGUUCUCUCUCAUCUUAUUCAAAUUCUACUAUCACUCUCACUCUGUCUUUUCCUUGUUGAGCCUUUUCAAUAUGAUCUUCGACUCGAAUUGACCCAUGUCGACGCCAACACCAACCUCACCUCCCUCCAACUCCUCCACCGUAGCAUCGAGCGGAGCCGCACCAGGCUUUCGUGGCUAACCGGGGAUAACGACUCCCCCGACUCAACCGAUUCCCCCUUCAAUGCUCAAGUGCCCAUCUCUGAGAUCGACGGUGGUGAAUACCUAGCUGAACUCCACAUCGGUAGUCCACCUUCUUCUUUCCUUGCGAUCCUUGACACCAGCAGCGACAUCAUCUGGAUUCAAUGCGUCCCACCAGUGUUUGACCCAUCGCAAUCCUCCACCUUUGCGGAGCUCCCAUGUUUCAACACCCUGUGCCAAGCACUUUCGCGGUUUAAAUGCGCCAACAACCUAUGCCACUAUAGCUACUGCUAUGGGAGGUCUAGAAAUGUUCACGGUUAUCUAGCAAGCGAAACCUUCACCUUUGGCCUUACCAAUGGAACCGUUGUCUCCAGCAUCAGUUUCGGAUGCGGUUCCAUAAGCCCGGGGGACAUGACAUGGCAACCCUCUGGCUUUGUUGGACUCGGUCGCGGGCCCUUGUCUUUGGUCUCGCAACUUGGGUUAAAAAAGUUCUCCUACUGCCUCUCCCCGCCUCAUGAAGCUCAAAAAAAGAGUCUUCUGCUUCUUGGCUCCCUAGCUAACCUUCCUGGAAACACAAUGAAUGAGAUUACAUCAACUAACCUACUAAUAAAUCCUGCUAAGCCAACAUUCUAUUAUCUUCCUCUAUUGGGGAUCACAGUUGGAGAAACCUUUAUACCUACUAUAGGAAUUUAUAUCCCUGAGGAGCGCAAUAAAGGUGGCUUCAUCAUAGACUCUGCAACCUCCAUGACUUUUCUAGCAGCUAAUCUCUUCGCUCCUGUAAAGAAAGCUUUUGUAACACAAAUGGGACUGCCAUUUGUGGAUAACAAUCCCCAUAAUCCGCUCGCUUGCUUCUAUAUGCCAUCGCCAUAUUCGUCGAUUGACGAUGUUGAGGUGCCGAACUUUGUCUACCACUUUGAAGGUGGGGACAUGGCGCUGCCGCCGGAGAACUAUUUAUGGCUCGAUUCGGAGACUGGGUUGCUGUGUUUAGCCAUUAUGCAGUCCACGGAUGAGGUGUCAGUGAUGGGCAGCUUCCAGCAGCAGAAUAUUCAGAUACUCUAUGACCUGGAGAACGAGGUGGUGUCGUUCAUGAAGUCUCAAUGUGACAUGGAAUAUUAAAGAUCACAUUUGGUGAUGAUUGUUGAUGCUUA